AUGGCUUACUCUUCCCUGCUGCGCCGCGGCCGAGGUUUUGCCGGAUUUUCUAGUUAUUUUAUUUCUGGAAAACGGAGUAAUUGGUUUUGUCGGAGAGGCAUGAGCACGGCGGCGCUGAUGUCGCCGGAAAAAACCAAUCCAUCUUCUUCUUCUUGUUCUUCUCCGUGGCUGAUGCUGCAACCCGCAUAUGAAGCCGACGCCGUCUGCAGUGCCGCCACGUUGACUUACAAGUUCUACAACCUAGCGGAGAACAGGGUCGUGACCUUGGGGGUCCCACUAAUACCCUUCGGCCUUCUGAGUUUCCGGGGUUCCUCCGGCGGUGGCUGGCUAUCCCUUGUGCAGCCCGAAACCCACGAUCUGUUACUUGCACCCAUUGUCCAUAAGUCCUUCCUCUCCUGCUCUCCCGACCGUGAAAAAUGUGUGGCCGUGAGGCUAACCUACUGUGGGGAUUCCAUGGCUGUGUGCUGCCCCUUGUCCAGUGACAAGUGGAGCUGCUUCGGCACCAAUUCCUGCUUCGGCACCAAUUCCGGAGACGACCAUUACUUAGAUUGCGUCUACUCCACAAGCCAACGGACACUCUUUGCCCUCACAAGCACUUUCCAGUUGGAGGCUUGGGACGUGACGGCUGCAUCCCCAGAACUGAUACGAAUUAUGGGUGAGUUUAGUAAUAUCCUCGACCACGAAGAGGAGAUGAUGAAGAAGAAGUUGUUAGGGUCUAGAGAUGACUUGACAUGUUGGCAUGUGUACCAUCUGGUGGUUGCCGGAAAGGAUCUCCUGGUGGUGACUCAGUACGUCAUGCUAACGGUCGACUCAAAUGGCUUGUAUGUUGAUUGGGAGGCAGAAGGAUCGGAAGAAGAAUCAAAUGAAGAAUCAGAUGAAGAAUCACAAGGAUGGCCUUUUGGCCAUCCGACCGCGACUAUUGAUUUUGAUGUUCAUAGAUAUGAUCCGGAGGAUGGGGAUCUCAAGUACGUGGAAGGUUCGUCUUUGGGUGGUUGGGCUCUUUUCGUUGGUCACUACAACCACUCUGUUGCGCUGCGUGCACGCGACUUCCCGGACUCAAGCCCAACUCCAUUUACUUCACGGAUGCUUUAG
Molecule: messenger RNA, 1092 nt
Organism: Striga hermonthica
Lineage: Eukaryota; Viridiplantae; Streptophyta; Magnoliopsida; Lamiales; Orobanchaceae
Source: the annotation of a GenBank genome assembly